Molecule: messenger RNA, 1178 nt
Organism: Camelina sativa (false flax)
Lineage: Eukaryota; Viridiplantae; Streptophyta; Magnoliopsida; Brassicales; Brassicaceae
Source: RefSeq, a predicted model, not a curated record
CACCCACUCCUUCAUCUUUCCUUCAAACAUAAACCUUCAAUGCCCUCAAAACAAAACCAAAAAAAACAUAUAUUUAUAACACAAAAACUGCUUCAUGUUUCUUUACCUUCUCGACAAUUCUUUAUAAUCAAGAUGAUGAAUAUCGCCGGCGGUGGGAAGUGGCGGAGAGAGGCGGAGCAGCUGGUGGUUAAGCCUUUCCGGCUAGUGACAACAACUCUCCUCAGCCUUCUCCUUCCUCUCUCUUUCCUUCUCCUUAGUCGUCUCUCUUCUGCUUCUUUCCUCUUCUCCUUGAUCAAAUCUCAGCCGCACACAGAGUCAUCUUUCUUCUAUUCUCUCUUCCUUGGCGCGAAUCCGGCGAUCGUAUACGUCGUCGUUUCAUCAAUAAGCGUUUACACUCUAGUUCUUGGCCUAACCACCAAGAUCACAGCUGCAGACCCCAAACGUUCGAUUGCUUUUUAUCCACACGUCAGCAUCGCGUGGGUGACACUCUUCCUUGUUCAAGUCUCCGUCGGUUUAGGACUCCAAACAACGAUCUCCAACGGUUUAAUCAUCGGAAGCGAACGCAAUUUCUUGAGCAGGCUUGUGUUUUUCUUUGGUCUUCACGAGGUGAUGCUUCUGUGGUGCCGAGUGAUCGUGAGACCUGUGGUGGAUAACACGUUGUUAGGAGGGGAAGACGGUCAACGGAGAGAAGAGACGUUGGUGGAGAGGGUGGCUUUGGCCGUUAGCUGUGGGACGUUGUGGUGGUGGAAGCUUCGAGAUGAAGUAGAGGCUUUGGUUGGUGUGGCAGAGGCUAAAAGAGCAUUGUUGUUGUUGUUAUUGCCCAUCGAUGGUAACGUUAACGUUAGUUUUGACGUGGGAACGUUGGAUUUUGUGAACUGGUGGUUAUAUUAUAUGGUUGUGACGAUUGGUAUGGUUAGGAUCGUCAAAGGGUCUUUGUGGUUUGGGAUGGUUUUGCUUUUCGAACAAGGUAGAAGAAGAAAUCCACGUGCAAGUCCUACUACUUCCAAUGUUGUUGUUGAUGAUGAUGAAGGUGACAAUAAAGUGUAAUUAACACAUUGUUUUGAAAGUUUUAUUAUGCAAAGUUUGUAUUAAACGUACUAUAGUCUAUAUAUGCGUUUUUAUAGAUCUCUCUACCAAAAUUGAGGAUUCCAACUAAUCUAUAUACCAAAUUCAUAAUU